CUACGAACAACCAACAAGCGAUCCUCAAGUUUCGUCUUAUGACGAGGACAGGCGGCAAGAUGACGGUCGAUCUUCUAGGUCCAAUCAGUCGACAUUUGGCACAAAUUGCAGAAAAUGCAUUUGAAGAAGAACAGCCUGAAUAUGCGAUUGAAUCACUCAAGAUUGCCUUUCAAUUGGGCAUGUAUCCGACCAGAGAUCUUUUCCUUGCUACACUAGCAGUAAUUGUCUCUUCACCUGAUCUUAAAGAGAGAACAUCGAUCGCCAAACAAAAGAAGAAGGAAGCAGAAAAGGCAAAGAGGUACAACAAAUUUCUAUUUCAGGAUAUAGAGAAGCAAACGAUCAUUUCUGCUAUCGAAUUGGUAAAUGAUCUCGUACAAAGUUGUCCAAACGCUAUUGGGCGAUAUUUGCCACCUUUUCAUCGUGGAUAUGACGAUAAAGGUAGAGUUAUCGAUCGAGAAGGAAGUGAUGCCGAAGCAAUUGAAUGGCCAAAAGAACAAAGGAAUUGGUUACGCAGGAGCGCAAACAGUGAAGGUCCAUCAAGUCCCGAAGAUUCAAGAGCGAAUUCGCGUAAUCGAUCACCAGCAGUAAUUAGAAAUUCAAUCAUUGCACUGGCAUUACAAAUGUUGGAGUGCAAUGAUGUUUUCACUUUGUUGGCUUUGAACCCGGCAGAGGUAGAAGAUGCUACAAAGGGUAUCCAACGAACUGGUCGGAACAGAAGAGGAGAAAUGUCUCGCGACGGAGAUGAUGAAGAGGCUACGUAUGCUCGAGAGAUCUUUCUGCGAGAAAAGUACGAUCGUCCAGGUACAUGGAUCUUGCUGAGCAUUUUGUGUUCUUUUUGGGAUCAUGAUUUAGAUUUAUGCAACACGGCAGGGAGACGGGACGGAAUAUUCAUUCGAGCGCCUCACCUGGCCAAGCAAGUGACUGGCAGGGACUGGAGAGAGCCUACAUUUUCUCGUUCUACACGAGGCAAUGCUGGUUUUAAUAAUGACGUUCUUGGAGAUGCAAUGAAUUUGAUUAAAGUCGGAUUGCUUCCAAGCGCCGAAAGUGUAUCCUUCAAGAAAGGGAAAAGCGCUCGUGACAGCAAAAGUCUAGCAGCAUGCAACCUUCUUCGCUUGUUCGAAAGCAUGGCAAGACUUGGUAUGGUUGACAGGCAAGCUUUAAUUCGUGGAAUGUCUGAAAUUAUGGAAAGGAUUGAUGCGUUUGCAUUCGAGAAGUUGGGUGAUGCCAACCUUCUAGUCAAUAAGUCAACUUUCUUUGCCCGAUCAGCGAUCCAACAUCUAUCAUAUUGGCAAGAGGAUAACGCAUCUUCGCCUUGGGAUGCUGAAGCGGAAGAUCUUUUAAGUGAUUGCAUAGGGGACAAAUCAGCGUGGGAGCCUCAACAAGAUAGCUUCUUGAAAAUGCUGGGAAAGGGACUUUGGCUAUCGCACAGGAUCGAUUGGGCAGCCGAAGAAGAGAUUCAAUUUUGGCGUCUAAUUAAAGGAACACCAGAUUACCAGCCUGAUACUAUCAAUGGCUUCUUGUUGCAGAAUACAUGGCAAUUGCAUCGCUGCAAAACGCAAAUACAUCCCAAGAAACGUAAUUCAAGCAAGACAGAUCCAGCGAAGGAGACUGAGAAUCGUAUGCAAUCCUUUGCGAUCGCUUCGGAGAUAAGACGUAAGACCGUAGACCGAAUGAUCACGUAUAUACAAUUGCAACGAGCAAUCAUUGAAUGCUUUCAGCAAUACUUUGUCAAGCUUUAUCCCGACCGCGCAUAUCUGAGUCAAAUUUUGGCCAAGGCUGUCGCUUUACUGGCUCAGAACAUCGAGAGUGACUCAAAGGUGGUAGAAAAGUGUCUCAAAGGCAUGCAAAAGACUUACAAACAGAUCUUGGAAGGUGAAGUUCUGCAGGGCGACAAUUCUGAUCACGUAGAAAACAAGAAAAGACGUCGUCCGGACAAUGAUACCGAGGGAGAAGCUCGAGCUUCAACAGUCUCUUCCGAAAAAUCUUUUCAAUUCGUUGCCGGAUGGACGCAAGUUGAAAAGAAGAUCAAGAGAUACCUUUUCAUUUUAGAAGCGGUUGCCUUUUCGAUAGAAUCGCCUUUAAGAAAACGAGAAAGAGAUUCUUUGUCCUCCGAUCUAACGGAUCUAACAGAAGACUGAACAAAUUUGUACAUUACACACCAACACUUUGUACUAUAGACAUGACAUAAUGAAUAAAUGAGAUAGAUGUAUUACAAUGUUCUUUCUCAGAGCCG
This is a messenger RNA of Meira miltonrushii, 2233 nucleotides long. RefSeq lists its product as uncharacterized. The record is from RefSeq and is a predicted model, not a curated record. Lineage: Eukaryota; Fungi; Basidiomycota; Exobasidiomycetes; Exobasidiales; Brachybasidiaceae. The transcript has a single exon. The coding region runs from base 39 to 2138 and encodes 699 amino acids.